Molecule: messenger RNA, 1866 nt
Organism: Emericellopsis cladophorae
Lineage: Eukaryota; Fungi; Ascomycota; Sordariomycetes; Hypocreales; Bionectriaceae
Product: Tyrosine-protein phosphatase-like protein
Exons: 3
Coding region: 1-1866 (621 amino acids)
Biological process (GO): microtubule cytoskeleton organization; protein dephosphorylation; positive regulation of cytokinesis
Cellular component (GO): mitotic spindle pole body; nucleolus; centrosome
Molecular function (GO): protein serine/threonine phosphatase activity; protein tyrosine/serine/threonine phosphatase activity
Source: RefSeq, a predicted model, not a curated record
AUGGCGCCUUCUUCUUCCAGACAACCCCAGAACGUGGGCCAGAUCAUCGAGUACAUCCCAGACCGCCUCUACCUCGCCGCCUAUGUGCACGUGCCCACGGCCGAUACACCUUUUCCGUACCCUGAGGCACCUGCAGUAUCGCCCCGAAAGCGUGCAGCCGCUGCUGCGGCAGCCCAACAGGCCUCCCACUCGCGAAAGCAGCCGUGCUACUUCUCAGUCGAUGACAUCCUUCUGUACAACGCGUUCCAUCACGACUUUGGGCCGCUGCACAUUGGUCACCUGUACCGUUUCGCCAUCCAGUUCCACGAUAUCCUAGCGGCCAAGGAGAAUAAGGACCGACCCAUCGUAUUUUGGAGUCACGCGGACCCGAGGAGCCGUGCCAAUGCUGCCUGUAUGCUUGCUUGCUACAUGGUCCUCAUCCAGAAUUGGCCCCCUCACCUGGCUCUCGCCCCCAUCGCCCAAGUUGACCCUCCGCUGAUGCCCUUCCGAGACGCUGGCUACAGUCAGGCUGACUACGGUAUCACCGUGCAAGAUGUGGUCUAUGGCGUGUGGAAGGCGAAAGAGGAGAAGUGCUGCGACCUGGACAACUUUGACCUCGACAUGUAUGAGAAGUUUGAGCGCGUGGAACACGGCGACUUCAACUGGAUCACACCGCACUUCCUGGCCUUUGCCUCGCCCCAGCACACACCUGUCGCUAAAAUCACAGAGGGCUCCGAGCUCUAUGACUCGCUCCCGAGGACACUGGACGCUGUGCGCGCCCAUCCCACUCUGCCUCAACCCUUCAAGAAUGUGCUAGAGCACUUCUCCGAGAAGAACAUUGGUCUCGUUGUUCGCCUCAACUCGCAUCUCUACUCUCCUUCUUACUUUGAGGCCCUCGGUAUCCAACACAUCGACAUGAUCUUCGAUGAUGGCACCUGUCCUACUCUGCCUUCAGUGCGCAAGUUCAUCCGCAUGGCUCACGAGAUGAUCACAGUCAAGAAGAAGGGCAUUGCCGUGCACUGCAAAGCUGGUCUUGGGCGCACUGGGUGCCUCAUUGGUGCCUACCUGAUAUACCGUCAUGGAUUCACCGCCGACGAGAUUAUCUCGUUCAUGCGCUUCAUGAGGCCGGGCAUGGUAGUUGGUCCCCAGCAGCAUUGGCUGCACCUCAACCAAGGCACCUUCCGUGAGUGGUGGGUCGAGGAGAGGGUCGAGCGGAGGCUCAGAAAGGAGAUGGCUGCUGCCAAUGUACCCAGCACGCCUGUUCGCGUCAUGCAACGGUCGUCGCGCCACAACCACGCAUCCACCCCACCGAACCGAAGUCCGUCCAGCCGCACUCCCCUCAGCGAGGUAGACCACGACCGCGCCAAUGUUGGUGCUCCCCAGGAAGAUUAUCUGCCUGCUCCUACACCUGGACAGCCCCGAAAGACGUCUCGUGGCGAACGUCACCACCCUUACCAGCGGUCUGACGCUGCUCACGCUACGGCCGAGGAGACCACUGUGGAGACUGAGAUUGUGUCUAUGAAGCGCCAUUCGCAAGAUGGCGAGAAGGACGAGGAGUGGCAUCUCCGCAUGAGGCGCAAGGAGUCGCGUACUCCUGCGCGCAGUGACAAGGUUCGAUCCGUCAGCCAGACCGCAUCGGUGUACUUGGUCGACAACGAUGCAUCGCAGGAUGCCGAGAAUAUCGGGGCAGGCCGAUCGAAGAUUGCGGACCGCGUUGCCAGCACGCCGAGCGUCAUGACCAAGGUCAGAGGUAGCAAACGACAGGCUGAAUCGCCGCUCCGGACGAAGGAUUCUGGUGUCCGCAAAACGAGUGGUCGCGUGGGCAGCAACAGCACCUGCAUGUCGGCCACUGCCUCCUCUACUGCGCGCAAGGUCUCUUCGUCGUAG